ACAUACACACUUUUCAGGAUGGUAGAAUUUGAUUCCUUAUCAAUCAUGAACAGGAAUCAAAUUCUAUGAUGCAUAAGUGAUAUGAUGUGUUUUCAAUGAGCUCAAUUUGAAAAAGGCCCUCAACUGGCUCUUAUCACAUACUACAAAUAUUGAUUGGACAGCUGUCAGGGUUGUUGCAGUACUUCCUAAUAUAUUGCUGUAAUGUUAAUAAUACCUAUUAAUCAUUAAGUGAACAACUAUUUGCGAUUCAUUUUUCCAUUCAUUGAAGGAUUAUCUGAGCCUUCCAUAUGUACGCUUGUAACUAAUACUAGACUAAGAGGACUUGGCCACCAAAGAUUGCAGUAAGCUUCUUACUCACCAAAGCUCUGGGAGUUAUGGUAGUCCCUCGUCCCAACCCCAGCAAUCACAUUAAACACCCAGCACACAGAGUAGAACAUCUGACCUAAUUCUCUGGGAAUAAGAACAUCAGCUUAUAUACUCCGUAUCAGACUCGGAGGAAUGAGAUUGGGUGGACAGUUGCACCUUUUUCGUAUAAAAUAAUUUCAGACAUUCUUCUCACCCACGUGCUCCCACAAAUAGAAUGAGGCCUGUAAAGAAUUGUGGCAUCAAGCAGAUUUAUCAUUUCAAAUUUUGUUAAGCGCCAAAAAGGUUCUCUGAAGUCAGUCAGUUUAUAAUUAUUUAUAAUAAAUAAUUAUUGCUGUGAAGUGAAGGAGAGGCAGAACUUAUCAAAUGUUGUGUUAUGGAGACCCGAUCCAGACAGGAAAUUCAGUGUUCUUUUUAUUUUCCUUCGUUUCCUUUUGUGUCUCAAAGAACACCGUUUCCUAUUUCCUACUUUCGUUACCUAAUCUUUAAAAUGCUAUAUACCGCUUUAAAUAGUGCAACAACAAAAAAAAAAGCCUUGUACAUUUUUGGGGGCUAAGUUGUUUGGGAGUCGGUUUCCAGUAAAAAGGAACAAACAAUGAGUCACGUGCUUGAAUGAGGAUUUCUCCUGCCGCUCAAUAAGUUUCCCUUAAAGACCAUUACAACUCAUGGGAAAGAAUAGAUGAGGGCAAGUUGAUGAUUAUGUACAAUUUCGCCACCGUUUGUAAUUUCCCCACGACCGUGUGCGUUUUGUUCCCUUUAACCUUGCGUUUUGAUUGGAUGGCCAUUUUUAAAUGAUUUACAGUUUUACUUCAGUGCUUUUGAUUUUGGAAUCGAGGACUGGGCAUGAGAAACUGUGCCUCCUGCAUUUGAAACCCAGGCAGUGGUUUCCUCCCUGCAUCCCGAAACCUGUAGUCCUGUAGUCCUGGUGCCCUAAUCAGUCUAAGUGGCUUAAUUCCAUUAGCGUGACAUUGGGUAGUAUGUCAGAACACAAUUUAUAUCGCACGCUACUAUUUUUGUUCUCUAGCUCGGAGAUUUUUUUUUUUCCUUUGACGUUCUCAUUACGGGUUCAGACGGCCUGAUCCAGACUGGGGACACCGGACAGGUUAAUUUGGGCUAGCUCAGCGGUCUUAUCCCUUUGGUGCUGGGCGAAGACGCCAGGGCCCCGCCCCAAGGGGCUGAGAACGAUGAGUCAUCCGCUUUCCCAAUUCGCCCUGGCCGGCUCAGCCGAAGGCUGCGGCGAUGGGCUUUGGCUCUGCAAUAAAUCGUCUGGGCGACUCGCGUUUGAAGAGCCCAUUGAGUGUUGAGGAGCUAAUCGGUCAUUGGACGAGAAAUCCUGCAGUCAAGCGGUUUUCUUACUUGAGGCGGUCCACAUCUUUGUUCCUUUUUAGUGUCAGCAGGCACCUUCCUCGAUGUCUCUGAUAUAACGACCUCUGUAUAUUUGCUGUCCUGCCUCUCCUAUUCCAACCCUCUGCUGCGUAGACUGAGUCUGGAGGUUAUGACCAUCCUCUGUCGCUGCGAGAAUAUCGAAACCUCGGAGGGUGUCCCCUUGGACGUGACAGGGGUCGCUCAGGAUUACCCUUGAGAUAAUGACCCUGCAGCCCAAGUGUGAGGAUGUAGAGACAGCGGAGGGUGUAGCUAUUACUGUCACAGGUGUGGCACAGGUCAAAGUUAUGACCGACAACGAUCUGCUGGGAGUUGCCUGCGAGCAGUUCCUGGGGAAAUCGGUGAUGGAGAUCAAAAGCGUGGUCCUGCAAACCCUGGAGGGACAUCUUCGCUCCAUCCUGGGCACCCUGACGGUGGAGCAGAUCUACCAGGACAGGGACCAGUUUGCCAGGCUGGUGCGGGAGGUGGCGGCUCCAGACGUGGGGCGAAUGGGAAUCGAGAUCCUCAGCUUCACCAUCAAGGACGUCUACGAUAAGGUGGAAUACCUGAGCUCUCUGGGAAAGACGCAGACGGCGGCGGUCCAGAGGGACGCCGACAUCGGGGUGGCGGAGGCGGAGAGGGAUGCAGGAAUCCGGGAAGCUGAGUGUAAGAAAGAGAUGAUGGACAUCAAGUUCAAGGCUGACACCAAGAUGGCCGACUCCAAGCGCGAGCUGGAGAUGCAGAAAGCUGCCUUCAACCAGGAAGUGAACACCAAGAAAGCGGAGGCCCAGCUGGCCUACGAGCUGCAGGCGGCCAAGGAGCAGCAGAAGAUCAGGCUGGAGGAGAUCGAGAUCGAGGUGGUGCAGAGGAGGAAGCAGAUCACCAUCGAGGAGAAGGAGAUCCUCCGAACCGACAAGGAGCUGAUAGCCACGGUCAAGAGGCCCGCCGAAGCCGAGGCCUACAAGAUGCAGCAGCUGGCCGAGGGACAGAAGAUCAAGACGGUGCUGACGGCCCAGGCCGAGGCGGAGAAGAUCCGGCGGAUAGGCGAGGCGGAGGCCGGCUCCAUCGAGGUGGUGGGCAAGGCGGAGGCCGAGAAGAUGAGGCUGAAGGCGGAGGCCUACCAGCAGUACGGAGAGGCGGCCAAGACCGCGCUGGUCCUGGAGGCCCUGCCCAAGAUCGCGGGCAAGGUGGCCGCGCCCCUGGCCCGGACCAACGAGAUCGUCAUCCUGAGCGGGGAGGGCAGCCGCUGGACCGGGGAGGUGAACCGCCUGCUGGCGGAGCUGCCCGUGUCCGUCAACGCCCUCACGGGAGUGGACCUGACGAAGAUUCCUCUACUGCAGAAGAUGACCAAUCCCCAAGCGUGAAAACAAUCCGCCCCUUUUACUCCACUGCGUUCGUUUUAUGCACUCACGUCGACUGCCUUCAACAGAAACACUUGAAAAUGGAAUUUUUUCUACAGACAAGUGGGUUUUUUUUAGACCUCUGGUGCCUUAGUUCCAUAGGACCAGAAAAUCUGCAUGAGCCACUGCUCCCUUCAUCUUUCAUUUUCAUUUCUUAAAGGAUUAGAAGCAACUUCAGGAAAAAAAAAAAAGAAAUAUAUGUAUAAAUUUACAGUGGUCACAGAAAGGCAUGAGCAAAAGCUGGGGAGCCCACUUUAAUUUUAGUUGGUUUGAGAAAAUAGGUCCUGUAGUUCGGGCGUGUCUAUGUAGCAUAAUCUGUGGCAGUUUGCAACCUAAGAUGGAUUCCUCUCUAUUAGCCUGAGCAAUAGUGUGGAGUCCCCAAUAUGGUCUUGGUUAGAAGUGUCUUUCACAGUUACUGUACUUUUUGAGGCUUGUGCAUAUUAGUGAUUGAUGAUUUUAUGGUUGUUUGUUAAUCUUCCCCCCCCCCCCCCCCCCCCAAUUAUUUUUUGUUCUGUUUUCAUUUUGAACAGACACUGAGAUUGUGCUAUAAAGAGGCCACGGUUUCCCUUGUCUCCGCCCCCUGUGGGGUGGUUGGAAAGGUCAUUGGUAGUCUCCCGUCGCCUACUCAACGGGGCAGCCGACCCAGUUGUGGGUCGAUGAAGUGCGAAAUGACAACACAGCCUAAGUCUGUCCCUUCCUGUGCCCCCGUUUUGUUGAAAUAACCCCCCUCCCCAGUUCACAUCACCAUCGCGCAGUCCAGUGUUCUGUCUGCACUGCCACCCUUCACUGGCUGCUGAGUUUCCUAGUUCAGCCUCCAGAGUUCACCCCCCCCACCCCCACCCCCUUCUUUCACGCUGAGCUCGACUCCCCAAAGUCCAAAACUGACAGUCUGUGCGUUUGCGCUGCUGUUUCGGCCUCAGUAGGAAAGGAGGGUAGCCAUCUUGUCCACAGGUCAGUCAGCCUACCUCAUUCACUUUUACACACAGUAUCCUGUGAGUAGGAUAGUGAAAUUUGACACUUCGCUAUGUCACUUCCUGUCAGUCCCUGCCCUCCCCUAAAUACCAUAGGCUACAACCUGUGGUAUUUCUUUACAUUGGGCACUUCUUUAUAUAAAAUCAAUGAAGUAGAGCUGAGCUUUAAUCCCUGUGGAGGCAGUCGAGUGUACAAUACCACUGAAUAAUAACAUCAAGGGGGAUUAGUAUAUAUAAGGUGACAGUCACAAGACACAGACUGCAGGUGUACCUACUUCCUCACACAAAGUUCUUGACUAGUUAUUGUGUAGUCAGUUAGUUAUUUUGGUGCCUGCCCAGCUAGUUAUCUGCCUUCCGACGUGCUCACUCCCAUAGAACCGUGAACCUUCCAUUAGCCAUUCCGUCCACACGCCCGUCAACGAAAUGAAUCUGCCUGUUUUGGGUUGCCUGUCAUGUGCCUGGUCGACGGCGGCCAGGUCGACGUACACUAAAUAGAACCACACGCAGCGGCCAGUCGAUCGCCAGAACCGUAGUCCGCCCGCGAGCCAUGCGCUUCAGCGGGAGAUUUUUUUUGUACUAUCUUUCAGCCUGUAAAAUGACCUCCGGGGCUGGUUUGCGGUUCUCGGUGCUGUUCUCGCUGUAGAGGUUCACCCCACAUUCCACCCCCCCCCCCCCCCCCCCCCCCCCCCAGUUUUCUGACGUGUCUUACACUUUCUGCUGUUGCUUGCCUUGCCUGUUGCAUAGCCCCCGUCAGUCAGGAAGUGAUUUGUUAUUCCAGAGCGAGCUUUGGCUGCAGGACCUGGUGUCUCGUGUGUGGCUUGGUGACAGAAUGACAUGGCUCUAUCUGCGGCUAGGCAUACAACACGGGAGAUACAGCAGAGGCCAUCAAAACGGUCAUACCAGUCAUCGUUCUAAAAUAGCAGGACAAUGGAUAUUUAAAUAUGCGAGUAUGUAUGCGUAUGCCUAUUAUAUACAGGUAGAUGUAUGUAUUUAUGUGUUUGUAUAUUUAUAUUUUGUCUUAUGAAAAUACAUACACGUAUGCACAUACUAAAACACACAUGUAUACAUGCGCAUACCAUGCAAGCCAUAUCAUAAGAAAUAGCCUUAAUAGGAGCCCAUGGUUAUACGAUUGUCAGGCUCUCUGCAUACCAGACUCUAGUUUCACCUUGCUGUUCGCAAGACCUUAGCUUUAAUACCUUGCAAAUUCCUUUGUAGUUGUGGUAAGAUAUUUUUAUGUCUAUUAGGUGUGGCGUCUAGAAGGAAAGGUCUGUUGCUCCUUUACUACUGUAACUUGUGGUAAUUGAUAUGUUUAGUGUGACACCACAGUAGUGUGAAUAAGAACCUGUUAUAUUAAAUCACUAUUGUGUAUCAGCUAGGUUUUCCUAGCUGUGCUUUUGGCUGUGAAUAAUUGAACAGAUAGAGAAGGGAUUAUAUAGUGUACGUUUUUAUUUAUGAUUUUAUAGUUCUGGUGUUCACAGACAGAUUUCUUUUCUGCGUUUUUCUUUUACGAUUAACAUGUGAUUCUGUGCAAGAUAGUUACAGAUAAUUCUUUUUUAUGCGUGAAAAGUUUCUAAUUUUUGCAUUCCAUUUGUGUCUUUGUCGUCAUAUACCUUGCCCAAAGGUUUUGUUUCCUUGUUGUUUCAGUUGUUUAAACUAGCAGAUGUUUUGUAUGUGCAUUUUUUUUUUCACUGUGGAAACUAAAAUACUCCAACCUCACAAGGUUGUUUUUAACCAAUGGUCAAGCUAUAAAAGUUAUUUGUAUUCCUUUUUUUAAGUGUCUUUUUACUGUUCUGCAAACUAUAUAGUGGUCUACAACAGUUGUAGUCUGAAUUCUGUACUUGCCAAACCAAAUUGGAAGAAUUCUUGCAAUGAGUCUUUUUAGCUUUGUCUAGGAGUUCAGGAAAAUUGUUAAAACUCACCACAAACUUUGUAGUCAUCAGUGGCACUCCAAACUGCAAUGUUAUGCUGCUGAAAUGAAAUAUUAAAGCAUUUUGAGACCAUAUGUGACCAUGGCAAAUCAUGAGUCAUGAUGUAAUAAGUUUUUUUUAUUUUUAUGAAUCCUCAAAUACACGGGCCAACCCCAUGAAACGUUGAAAAUUUUUACAUACCAAAGUGAACUUUCUUUUGGCUGUCUGAAAAAAGGUGCACUUUUGGAGUAUUUUUUUUUUACGCACAGGGAUUUACCACUACUUGGCCUUUGUGUCUUUUUUUUGUGGAACAUUGACAUUUUGUAUUUUGUUACCGGGCAACCAGUAAUGUAUACGUCAGCUGCCUCCCUGAUGCAAAGAUUUAGCUUGUUUCAUCCAUGUUCAGAUAGUUUAUCUUUCUCUAAGGUCAAUGUUACGGAAAUUGUUUAGUAUUAAAAAAAGAAAAAUAUAUAUCUGUUUAUGGUUAUUUUAUAGUUGUACUGAUUCAGUUCAUUAAGUUUUUCUCAAUAUUGAAGUAUCUUCAUAAUGUUUCGUUUUUUAAAAUCAAUAGCAAAAGAAUCGUCAUAUUGUUGUGUAUACUCUGUGAAGUUCAAACAUUUGUUUAUGGUGGUCUUUUCACAAUAUUCCCAAUCUUCUUGGCUUGAACCUUUUUGGGUGCCAAAGUGAAACAAGAUUGGGACACUUUGGCUUGGUAGAAUUUUCACUUGUGAAACUGUUAGAGUUGUGUGUUAAGCAUAGAAUCGCUUUGCAGUGUUAAAGAGAUAAGAAUUGGCUGAAGACCAAAUUUUAGAAUCCUCCUUAGACAUGUAUUCAUUCAUUUUACAUGCAUAUAUACAUUUAUAUCUGUGUGUGCUGUUGAAAAGUUUGUCUACUUAAACCUGAGUUAUCACUAAUUGUCUCAGUGUGACUUUUCCUGAAUCCUAAAGACCCGCAUGGGAACAUGUGCAUGUGAUCUUCAUCCAUAGGAUCCUGACUUGUUGAAAUGUUAUCCACAUUCAUGUAAUAAAUGUUCAGUCACUAUA
This is a messenger RNA of Anguilla anguilla (European eel), 7046 nucleotides long. Its product is annotated as flotillin-2a. The record is from RefSeq and is a predicted model, not a curated record. Gene Ontology annotation, biological process: regulation of myoblast differentiation; protein localization to plasma membrane. The transcript has 10 exons. Gene Ontology annotation, cellular component: plasma membrane. Lineage: Eukaryota; Metazoa; Chordata; Actinopteri; Anguilliformes; Anguillidae. Bases 1950 to 3089 code for a protein of 379 amino acids.